Erpetoichthys calabaricus (reedfish) is the source of this 7257-nucleotide messenger RNA. RefSeq names its product discs, large homolog 3 (Drosophila) (gene dlg3). Gene Ontology annotation, cellular component: neuromuscular junction; neuron projection; postsynaptic density membrane. Gene Ontology annotation, molecular function: kinase binding. Bases 618 to 3377 code for a protein of 919 amino acids. The record is from RefSeq and is a predicted model, not a curated record. Lineage: Eukaryota; Metazoa; Chordata; Cladistia; Polypteriformes; Polypteridae. The transcript is spliced from 22 exons. Gene Ontology annotation, biological process: chemical synaptic transmission.
UCCCUCUCUCUCUGGCUUGCAUCCUUCUGUAUAAUCAGCAAGUAGGGCAGGCAGGCUGAGCAGCAACCCGGAGAAGCUGUUCUCUCUGUAGGCUGGAAAAAAAGGGAGAGAGGGAAAGAGAUAAAGAAAGAUACCAGGAAAGAGCGUGAGACGAUUCCUGUUACCAUCAAGGCAAGACAAAAAAAAUGAGGAAAGGAAAGGUGUGCACAAUGAAGGUUUGAUCCGAAAAGAGAGACAGACAUUUUAUACAGCUAUAUUUAUAUAUGUAUUUAAAUACAUGGAGAUCUAUAUAUAUAUAUAUAAAUAUACAUAGUCUAUAUUUCUGUGAACACUGUGAUCGUGGCGUGGCAAGAGAAGAUUUUCUUUACCAUAUCAAUCAGGGCAGGUCUCUGAUUGUGUGAGCUGUACAAAGUAAUUCUUUUUCUAAUCAAUACGUAACGAAGAAGACUAUUUUUCCUUCCUCCCUCUGUGGUUAUUUCAUCUUCCUUUGGAGAGAACAUGUAAAAGAGGAAAAGAUCUACAAACGGGUGUUAUUUUUUAUUCUUACAAUUAUUUUUGGUCCAUUUUUGUGGAACAUUUCGUGAACAAUCUGAGGAGGAUUCACACAUCCAGCCAGCAUGCACAAACACCACCAUUGCUGUAAGUGCCCGGAAUGCUAUGAGGUGACUCGCAUGGCAGCCCUUCGUAGAAUGGACCCCCCAUCUUAUGGAGACUGGCAACCUGACCCUUUUGGGUACCCCUCUGGUUUUGGUGGUGGCCAAACCUUACCCCCCUCAGCCAGUAGUGGAGGAGGUGUGGGCAGCGGGGGAACUGCUGGCAGGAGUAAGGGCAAGAUGAUGUCUUCUGGGGGUUCUGGGUGCCCCAACCCAAAAGGCCAGUCCAAGGGCGGUCCCAAGGUGAAUGGCAACAGUUCUGGUGGACAAGGUGGAUGGUGGCCAGAGUGUACUUGCUCCAAUCGUGACUGGUAUGAUCAGGCAAACCCACCUCCUAUUAUUGUAAACACUGACUCGUUGGAUCCAGGUCCUUAUGUAAAUGGCAGUGAUGGCAUGUACAAAUAUGAAGAAAUUAUUCUGGAAAGGGGUAACUCCGGCCUGGGAUUCAGCAUUGCUGGGGGGAUUGACAAUCCACACAUUCCUGAUGAUCCAGGAAUUUUCAUCACAAAGAUAAUACCAGGUGGUGCUGCUGCCAUGGAUGGCAGGCUUGGAGUGAAUGACUGUGUUCUGCGAGUUAAUGAAGUAGACGUAUCAGAAGUGGUACACAGCCGGGCAGUGGAGGCACUCAAGGAAGCAGGGCCUGUUGUAAGGCUGUUAGUGAGAAGAAGACAACCCUUACCUGAAACCAUUUUAGAAGUCAACUUGCUUAAGGGGCCAAAAGGCUUGGGUUUCAGUAUUGCAGGGGGAAUUGGGAAUCAACACAUACCAGGAGAUAACAGCAUUUAUAUCACCAAGAUUAUUGAGGGUGGCGCUGCCCAGAAGGAUGGGAGACUUCAAACUGGAGACCGUCUACUGGCUGUGAAUAAUAUUAACCUGCAGGAUGUGCGCCAUGAAGAAGCAGUGGCUGCCUUGAAGAACACUUCUGACAUGGUCUACCUGAAGGUGGCAAAGCCAGGGCCUGUACACAUUAACGACAUGUACGCCCCACCAGACUACUCCAGCACAUUUCCAACUUUAGUUGAUAACCAUGUUAGCCAUAACUCCAAUAUGGGCUAUAUGGGUCCAGUUGAGACUAAGUCCUCCUACCAGCCGCAUCAGGUUACACCAUCAAGAUAUUCUCCAAUCCCUCGUCACAUGAUUGGGGAUGAUGACUUUACAAGGGCUGAACCCAUUGAACCCAUUUACAGUGCCAUCCACAAACCACAAGCGGAACCCAUCCCUCUCUCCCCCCAGCUGUACAGCAGGGCGCCCUGGGAAGCGGGUUUGAGUCCCGCCCCCUCUGUCUUGUGCCCUGGCCUGGCAGCCUCUUCUGGCAGAGAACCACGGAAAAUUAUUUUACAUAAGGGCUCAACAGGACUGGGGUUCAACAUUGUUGGAGGAGAGGAUGGAGAAGGAAUCUUUGUGUCUUUCAUCUUGGCUGGUGGUCCAGCAGACCUUAGUGGAGAACUGCGACGGGGUGACCGUAUCCUUUCAGUGAAUGGUGUCAACCUGAGGAAUGCCACACAUGAGCAGGCAGCUGCUGCCCUGAAGCGUGCAGGCCAGACAGUCACAAUUAUCGCUCAGUAUCGUCCAGAAGAAUACAGUCGUUUUGAAUCCAAAAUUCAUGAUCUGCGAGAGCAGAUGAUGAACAGCAGUAUGAGUUCAGGAUCAGGUUCUUUACGAACCAGUGAGAAGCGGUCUCUCUAUGUCAGGGCCCUGUUUGACUACGACCGGACACGAGACAGCUGCCUGCCCAGCCAGGGACUUAGCUUUUUGUAUGGAGAUAUUCUGCAUGUCAUCAAUGCUUCUGAUGAUGAAUGGUGGCAGGCCCGACUUGUUACUCCACAUGGGGAGAGUGAGCAGAUCGGGGUCAUUCCCAGCAAAAAAAGAGUGGAAAAGAAAGAGAGAGCAAGAUUAAAAACAGUGAAGUUUCAUGCAAGAACUGGCAUGAUAGAGUCCAACAGGCAGUCAGUCAAAUCAAAGCGUAAAAAGAGCUUCAACCUUUCACGCAAGUUCCCCUUCUACAAGAGCAAGGAGAACAUUGUGCAGGAAAAUGUGGACACAGCACAAUGUGUGACCUCCAACACUAGUGACAGUGAAAGCAGCUCCAAGGGACAGGAAGAUACAAUUCUUUCUUAUGAACCAGUAAUAAGGCAGGAAAUUCACUACACAAGACCUGUGAUUAUUCUUGGACCAAUGAAGGACAGGAUAAAUGAUGACCUGAUAUCAGAAUUUCCGCACAAGUUUGGCUCAUGUGUACCACACACUACACGUCCAAGGCGCGAAAAUGAAGUGGAUGGCCAGGAUUACCAUUUUGUGAUAUCCAGAGAACAGAUGGAGAAGGAUAUUCAAGAAAACAAGUUUAUUGAAGCAGGACAGUUCAAUGAGAACUUGUAUGGGACAAGCAUUCAGUCUGUGAGAGCUGUUGCAGAACGAGGAAAGCACUGUAUCCUGGAUGUGUCUGGGAAUGCUAUAAAGCGAUUACAACAAGCACAACUUUAUCCAAUUGCCAUUUUCAUCAAGCCAAAAUCAAUUGAAGCCCUUAUGGAAAUGAAUAAGAGACAGACGUACGAACAAGCCAAUAAAGUUUUUGACAAAGCAGCAAAGCUUGAACAGGAGUUUGGGGAGUAUUUUACAGCUAUUGUACAAGGUGAUUCACUAGAAGAAAUCUACAGUAAAAUAAAACAGGUAAUUGAAGAACAGUCUGGUCCAUACAUCUGGAUUCCUUCUUCAGAAAAACUCUAAAGCUCCUUCCUCUUUCAAGCUCAACCAUGGAGCGAAGAUUCCCCUUUCCAGUCAAGCCCUGUAACCCUGCCCCUUUUUACAGAAAUGUUGCAUAUCAAGUUUUCUUGUCAUCAUUCUGUUUCUCUUUAAAAACAAGUCUUAUCACUAUUACCGUGACUGUGCGAAACCCUGCAUGAGUUUUUCAAGAAUUCCAUCGAAGACUGGAAAGGUCUUUCCAAACAAAUUUUAUUACAAAAGCUAAACACUACAAUUUGUUUAUGAAGUACAGAGAAGAUGGAAUGUCUAAACAUAUUGAGAAAUGGGAUGUGGACAUCUUGACAGGGGAAUAAUGAACAGGUUGAAAUUAUUUGUAAAUGUUUUUAAACUCUUACUACAAUCUAGUUGGAAGGUGAGCAGCAGUGGUCACUGAGGUUUAUUUUUUCCUGCGAGGACUAGCUACCAAUCAAAUUCCUUGAUGGUCAUCUUCUGGUAAAGGAAUCUUUGUCCAUUAGUUCUUAAACAAGUGAUGGGAAGAAAAGAAAAAAAAAACUGUUGAUCACAACUUACAACAACCAGCUUACUAAGAUUGGCUUCACAUUGUUUAUGAAGCAGCCUGUCGUCUUUUCUCACCUCAGGAGGUGGGAAGGAAAGAAUAAUGACAAAUCUUAAAAUUUAUAUAUAUAUCAUUAAGAUGAAAUUACAAAAAUCCUAUGGAGCAAAUUUUAAUACAUAUUAAAAAUAAGAUUGUUUUACACACUGUAACAAUGGUCUUGCAUGGAGGGCUCUCUGGUUUUUGAUAAGCUUAAUUCUAAUGCUAAUACUGAUAACAACAGGUAAACCUAUAGUGUGACUGGGGUCCUAGUAAAAUCCUCAACUGCCUUAAUACAAAACUUCAUUUAACAAGGUUGUGGGAUUAUGUAUCUUGUAUAUUGAAACUGUCAUGUUUGUAUUAUGAUCAGAUGUACCAGUACCACCAAGCUUCAGAAGGCAAACCAUAUUGGUGUCUGAUCAAUUAUUGGCCAUCGUUGAGUUUACUGGCUCUAGACAUCCUCCAACCCCCACAAAAAAUAAUCAUAGGUAAUUACUGAUUCAUUGUUCAAAAUGAAUCGGAGAGAGUAAAUUUAUGUCAGUUUUAUAUAUGCAACCAUGAUCUUUGGUUCAUCCCGGUCACAGUUUCCCAUUGGUCAUUUUCAUUUAGCCUGCAGUUUUGUUAUUUCACUGCAAGCUGCAUUUAAAUAUAUGGUCAAAACGGGUAGAAAAAUAUAUUUUUGUGUGUUUUUCUCCUCCUUUUUCUUUUUUCCUCCUUGUAGAUACAGUAAUUGGCAUUAACUGUCUUUUGUCUAAUGCCCACUGGAUGGUGUGCUAAAACAACACUCCCACCCCCUUUUUUUAAUGAAUUGUAGCCCCUCAUAUUUUUAACUAUCUGAGCAAGCUGUCAUACAACAUAGGUUGCUGCUUAGACAGAGCCACGUGAAGAGUGCCGCAGAAAUGGCAAGAAAAUGUAUUUAAGGAACAGCAAAGGCUUCAGAUGUUUUACCCAAAGUAUCAAAAAAUGAAGAUCUAUGAAACCCAGAAGGUUUUACUUUAAUUGUCCUCCUGAAGGCAUUUUAAAGUGUGUGUAUGUAUAUAGAAGUUACUUUUACGUAAUGAUCUACUGAUCCACAAAAUAUUAUCUGUGGGAGGAAUUUUUUGCAGUACAGUAAUUUUUUUUUUUUUAUAUACAGUGGAACCUCUAGAUACGAGUUUAAUUCGUUCCAGCACUGAGCUUGUAUAGCGAAUUUCUCGUAUCUAGAACAAACUUCCCCAUUGAAAAUAAUGGAAAUCCAGUUAAUCCGUUCCGCACCCCAAAUAUAUUAACAUAAAAAUCAAUUUUCCUAACAAAUACCACUGAUAAAUUAUAUAUACUGUAGUCUACCUUUAAUAAAUAACACUGGUAAAUAAUAUAACUGAUUAUUAAAAGAAUCAAAACAGGUGUCCAAAGUGCAGUAGAGCAUUCAAUAAAUGUUUAAAUAAAUAAUCCUUAAAACAGUUGUGAAGUGGAGGUUUAAAAUACACAAGAAUAACAAUCCUUUAACACGAGGUUAAAACGUCAAAAGGAUGCAGUCUUUAAAAAACAGACGACAAUCCCCGGUGCUUCUUCUCUGUUAGCGUCUCACCUGCGGGCUCUGCAACAGGCGAGACACUCUUAAUGCAGCUGACCUUCUCUACACCGUCCUGCUUCAGCUGUUUGGCUCGCCUGUUCAGCUCACUGUUCAGCUACACGCGAGCCUGCUCUCCUGCCCACCUGCCUGCUCUCUCUCUCUCUCUCUCUCACUUCUUCUCCCCCUUAACCGGCUCGCGCUUCUCUAUAUAUGCAGGGAGGACAUGGCAGCUGCAGCCCAUCAGCCACAGGAACAAUCAUGGAUGUGGGCAGUUUCCCACCUGUGCACUUAAGUGAGAAACGCAGACACCGCAGAUCGCGGCUCGCAACUGCUACCACGCCCCCUCGCUAAGCUGAGAGCUAUACCCACAGCCUGGCUCGUGGCUCGUUACGCGAGCCAAUGCUCGCAUUUAGAUCAGAAAUUUUCGCUCAUACUUUCCUCGUAUUUUGAAUUUCUCGUAUACAGAGGUGAUCGUAUCUCGAGGUUCCACUGUAUAUAUUUUUUGGAAAGAUCUUAGUUUAAUCUUUCUGUUUGUGGUCACUGACUAUAUGCAGAAUUUUUUGCAGUACAGUAAUUCCUGUAUUUUUUAAAUACCUGUCCUGUCUAUAUACAGACACACACUAUCUUAAAUUGAUGUUUAUAAUCCACUUUCCACUAUUUUUUUUUAUUGUAGUCACUUUUAAUAUGGCAUUUAUAGUAAGCUUCCCGUUUCUGCACUGUAUAAAUAAUGUACAUCUUAAUUUAAUUUAUGGUGUACUGUAGACUACAUUCUAUAUUUUAUUCCCUUUGCCAUACACUGGAGCAACUAUUUAGUUAUCUGUGACAUUCCCUGGUGAUUUCCAUGCUGAAAAUAUUACUUUCUAUAAUAAAAUAGGUUUUCUAGCCUCAUGAUUGUUAGUAAUGGGUGGUGAGCUGCUGAGACACAAACUCCUAUCAAUACCAUUCCAAUUUAAUUUCAAUGUAAAACUUUAUAAUUCGGGUGUAGACAAAGCCCAGCUCUAUAAUUUGCAGGUGACGUCUCUUAAUAUGUGCCAGUUUGUAAAUGGCACCUCUACAAAACCAGCUGUAAUUCACUUUAAAAGUUCAGGGAAUAAAGAAUGGGAACAGAGCCAAUAUUAAUUGCUUUUUGACUGUUUAGAAUAUUGUUCUACCUGUAACUGUCUUCUACUCUUAAAAUACCCCACUUUUGUAUGGUACAAUAAACAUGUGAGUGAUCCUGAGACAGGAACUUUGAAAAAUACAUGUGACAGUAUCAGUCACUCAUCUGUUUUCUGCUACAUGGAUUAAAACAUGGAACACAAGUUCUGCUUAAAAUCCUCCUUCACAUCACAUCUUUAGUACACCUCUGCCACAGCAGCAGGCAAAACUGAAUGUGAGACUCCACAGUGGCUUUACUGUUUGAAUAAAAGGAUUUGAAAAAUACAGACAACAUACUGGAAAUGUCAGAUGUGUCAAAAUGAAAAAUCUGGCAUUUCAAGACUGGCUGUGAACCUUUUUUUUUUUUUUUUUUUUUUUGGUUUGUUUUUUAUCCCCUUCCAUAGGAGACAUAUUGAUUUCUUGUAUUACUGGUUUGUUUAAAGUUUGCAGACUGUUAAACAUGUCUCUCUUACAGUCAGCUUGUCAAUAACUAGCCCAAAGAAUAGGGUACUGUGCUCUGAGAAUGAAUUAUUUAUAAUGCCUUUGUGUUAAUCUCGUGAGGGUGUCAAAGUCCUUUGGGCCAGGAGAACUUUCUAAAAAAUAAACUGUAUUUUUUGUCUUUU